Messenger RNA from Aspergillus bombycis, 852 nucleotides. RefSeq names its product aldo/keto reductase family protein. Gene Ontology annotation, molecular function: oxidoreductase activity. The transcript has 2 exons. The record is from RefSeq and is a predicted model, not a curated record. NCBI's taxonomy places the organism in Eukaryota, Fungi, Ascomycota, Eurotiomycetes, Eurotiales, Aspergillaceae. The coding region runs from base 1 to 852 and encodes 283 amino acids.
AUGGCUGCAAAACUGACCAUCACGGAUUUGGUACCCCUCCCCAACUCGGCGGUUCGAAUUCCCCGCCUUGGGUUCGGUGUUUAUCGCUCGCCCCCGACUCAGUGUGUGCUGUCGACUUCGAAGGCUUUGGAGGCAGGUUAUCGCCAUGUUGAUACGGCUCAGUUCUACGCGAAUGAGAAGGAGGUCGGCGAUGCGAUUCGCGCCUCGGGUAUCCCGCGCAACGAAAUAUUCGUGACUACUAAGAUCCUUGUCCCCGGUGGCUCGCCUGAUGCGACCUAUAGUAAGCUGCUGGCCAGCGUGGAGAAGAUUGGGGGUCCGGAUGGUUAUGUGGAUUUGUUUCUGAUUCAUAGCGCCAACUCGGGCGCGUUGGGUCGGAAGGAGAUGUGGCAGGCCCUGGAAAGACUCUUGGAGGAAGGGAAGACAAAGAGUAUUGGUGUUAGCAACUGGGGUGUGAAGCACAUUGAGGAGAUGAAGUCGUAUGCGAAGGUUUGGCCGCCGCAUGUAAACCAGAUUGAGCUCCAUCCUUGGUGUCAACAGCGGGUUGUCGAUGCGUAUUGUAAGAAGCAUGGCAUCGUUGUUGAGGCUUACUCUCCGAUUGUGCGUAACUAUAAAGCGAGCGAUCCUACGCUUGUCGACCUGGCGAAGAAAUAUGGAAAGACAACCCAGCAGGUCUUGGUACGCUACGCUCUGCAGAAGGGAUGGGUACCGCUGCCCAAGUCCGAUAACCCUGAUCGGAUCGUGGCCAACGCCAAUGUAUUUGGCUUUGAAAUAAGCGAGGAGGAUAUGGCUGUGUUGAAUGCCCUGGACCAGGGAAGUGCUGGGGCUAUUGUGGAGGCCGUUGAAAACGAAUAG